CAGCGGGCCAAAAAAAGACUUAUUUCGGAAACGCCCAGAUCAGGUGCUCCCCCGCCCACUUGCAACCUCUCUUUGAGUCGCUGAGAAUUAUUGGAGCUGCACCGUGUCAAAGCAAGCUUAAACCCGCCUGUCGCCUCGACUUACCUUCGAAAGCGAGUUGAGCGCAACCCCCCCUCGCGCCUUCGAAUAUACGACGCCCGUACCCCCCUCCCUCCGGUCUUACGAGGGAUAGGCGUCUUGCCUCUCACCUCGACAGCACGGUAGAGCCGAUUUGCCCCUUCCCUCUAUGACACCGGCCUCUCCACCCCAACGUCUUUUUUGACCUUUUGAUCGAUUACCCCGAACGGUUUGACUUAUGGCUGUGUGUUGAGAGGAAAGUGUGAUAGUCAAGGGUAUCUCGAUUUUUGGUUGCGAUGGACGACAGUCAUAUCCUUGGCGAGGACCUACCGCUCCCUCCGGCACGGCUUUUCGAAAGAUUGGCGCAGUUGCCUGGAUACACCUGGGAUCAAUCAGUGGAGCCUUUUCAUUCGACUUAUAACCAUUGGCAUGUUUUCGGCCUCCGCCACUCGACUGAAUCCGACGCCAGCACCCCCGCGGCGACCUCAUCGGGACCGUCGAGCCUCACGCGCAACUCCCCGCGGACCGAGUCGCGCCCCCAAAUUCGGCACCAAUGGAGGAGUAGCCUGAGCGAAACGAGUAGCGAUAUCUCGCUGUCGCGCGCCGACCAUGAGCCAAUCUGGACACCGGUGAUAGCUCGGGUCUCGUCUCACAUAGUGAGGCUCGAGCGCGAGUUCCACAUGCUGAGGUCUAUCGUGCAGACGUCCGACCCGGAUUGCAACCACACCAUACGCCCGAUUGAUCUUAUACGGAUGCCAUCCGACCCAGAUGACGACGGGACUCUCCUGGUGGCCAUCUUCGAAAACCCAGGCCCGAACAUGCUGCGGGAGAUGGUGGCGUUUGGCCCUGCUUGGUUUGCAGUCGGAGAUAGGGGUGAUAGCAACGAGCCAACCCCAGGGGAGCAGGUCUCCCUCCCGGUCUUUUUGGAUUUUGCAAUUGGCGCGUGCGACUGCUUGGAGCUCCUUCACUAUGGACUCAAAACCGUCCAUGGUGAAAUCCGUGGCGAUGCAUUUCACUUCAACAGAGAAACUGGGUCGGUGAAGCUUACAAAUACUGGUAAUGGCGCAAAGUCAUUCGAUAAUGUCCUUAGCGAAGGCUGGUUGACGGUCUCGAGGGAGCUCGGCGUCAAGAACAAACUACAAUUCAUCGGGCCAGAGCAGACGGGAAGAAUGCCGACUGAACCGGAUAGCCGAACGGACAUUUAUGCGCUGGGCGUGCUUUUUUGGACAAUGCUUACUGGGAAGCCCGCGUUUACUGGAAGCGACCCCGUUGAAGUCGUGCAAAAUGUUUUGGGAAAGAAACUCCCUCCCAUUUCAGCGAAAAGAAUGGAUAUCCCAGACGCUGUCUCCGCUGUCAUCCAAAAAAUGACACGGAAGGCAGUCAAUGAGCGCUACCACACGAUUUCUUCGGUGAAAAGAGAUUUGGCUCAGAUCGCUCAGCUACUCGGGGAUGGCGAUAGCGAAGCGCUGAAGGAUUUCCAGAUCGCACAGCGUGAUGUCUCGUCCUUCUUUACUCUCCCGACCCGCAUGUUUGGCCGACAAGAAGAAUACGGGAAGAUACUAAGCGUCGUCGAGAAAGUUGCCAGGCGCCAACAAUAUGCCCACUCCCGGGUUUCUGCGCAAACCUCUAACGGACUCGGCUCAACUUCUUCUAUAUCGGACAGCCGUGUUGACAGCUUCGAAAUUGCGUCGGGUUCUAGUGAAUCUGGAUCGUUCCAACUACAGUCUAAAUCGACGUCAACCCCCAGCCCCAACAAUCUUGGACGCGUGUCGACGCAUGAAUCUCUCCACAGCACUGAGUCUUCCCUUUCCACCCCUAAAGCUGGGCUUGGUUCAGGCAAAGCAAAGUCUCCAGUGGAGUCGCGUGCCUCCUGGGAGAAUGUGGAUCGGGAGAGCCAUCCGUCUACUGGCACUAAUUCCCUGAGCCACCUGGAUGCCUUUGGUAUCAACCGUCACAGAGCUCCUCCGCACAAGGUUCGCCGCGCCGGGAAAUGCGAGGUCGUCACCAUUUGUGGCGCUGCUGGGAUAGGGAAGACUGAUCUCCUCAAUCGUGUUCAACCAGCGAUACGCAAACUCGGCUACAUUGGGAUUGCUCGUCUGGAUCGGGCGCGAAGAGUGCCCUUUGAGCCCUUUGCGAAGAUUCUCGCCAGCCUUCUCCGCCAGAUCUUUUCGGAACGGGAUGUAACAACCGACUAUCAUGACAACGUGCGCACUGCUUUGCGACCCAUGUGGCCGACUCUCCACCGAGUCCUCGAGCUCCCGGAGCAAUUGAUGUCUUCAGGACGCAAUGAAAAGCAAAUUUCGCCUAAGCUUUCUGCCGCGCAGCAUAUCUUCAAGGACGAUUCCACCAAGGGCGAGCCCUCGAAACGUGUGGCUCUGCCCCACCUUGACCACGGUCAGAGCUCUGUGGAGUUCUUCUUGACAAAUGCGGCAUCGAAGAACAUGCGGUUGAUGGAGACCUUUUUGGAGAUCCUCAAGACGCUUUCAAACUAUAAAUUAAUCUGUGUGGGCGUGGACGAUUUGCACUAUGCCGAUGAUGAAACACUCGACCUUAUCGUGAAUAUCAUGAAAGCGAAAAUCCCUUGCGUGCUCAUGCUUACCAGUCGCAAAUCCGAGUUGGAGUCGCAUAUCAUCAAAAAUCUUUUCGAAGCGGAAGGUCCCAAUGUGACGAGGAUUGUCCUGAAGCCGCUUGGAGAAGAAGAGGUCAUGGGGAUUGUGGCCUCUACAAUGCAUCAAGAGCCGAACCCGACGUUGACUGCUCUCUCGGCGAUCAUCCAGGAGAAGAGCUUAGGGAAUCCAUUCUAUGUGCGAAUGAUGCUUGAGACUUGCUACAGCAAAAAUUGCAUCUGGUACUCAUGGAAGGAUUCGAUAUGGGAAUUCGAUCUCGACCGGAUAUUCACGGAAUUUGUCGCUCCUGAGUAUGGCGAAGGCCUUGGGCUCACCUUUCUCGCACGACGCCUCCAAGAAGUUCCUCCCGCUGCUCGAUCAAUACUCGUUUGGGGGUCCCUGUUGGGGAGCCCUUUCCCUUUUUACCUUGUGCAGAAGCUCCUCACGGGCGAGUUUCUAUAUUCGAGUGAAGAUGACAAGUCCAUCGAUCUCACAUGCCCACAGAAUGCUAGUAUGGUUAAACAAACAGAGGGGGAUAUUGUAGUUGGACUGCAGUAUCUUGUCCAAGCAAAUUUAAUCGUUCCAGGGAAGACCGAUGAUGAAUUCAGGUUUGCCAAUGAUAGACUUGCGCAAGCCGCAGCGUCUUUGACAGACGGUCGCAAGAUCGAGAAGAUGCACUUUAUCAUUUCUCAAGCUAUGAUGAAAUAUUAUCAUGACCGCCGUAGCCGCUAUUCUAUGGCUCGCCAUGUGGCCUUGGCGUCCAGAAUAAUACGGUCUCGUGUCGUGCAACGGCUCGACUACCGAAAGAUACUAUGGGAUGCUGCGCAGACUGCUUCUCAAUCUGGAGCACGACCAACGGCGCUUUGGUAUUUCCGUCAUUGCAUUGCCUUCCUUCAAGAUGAGCCUUGGGAUGACAACAACACCGAUGUCUACUAUGAUGAAACAUUGCGACUGUAUCUCGCGACCGCAGAAAUGGCAUGGUCUCAGGGGCAUAAUACUGAAUCUCUUGACUUGCUCGACAAGGUGUUUGAACAUGGGAAGAGCGCCGUGUGCAAAUCACGGGCGUGGAUUGUGAAAGCAAAGAUCUACGCACAAAUGGGUAAUCACCUAAGGUCCAUGGAUUCGCUAGUCACAUGCCUCGAGGAACUCGGUGUUCAUCUCCGAGAGUUCACCACAUAUGAUGAAUGUGACGUCGCAUACAAGAACUUGAAGUCUUACCUUGACAAGGCUGACCUCGGGGCCAUCAUACGCAAGCCUGUCAGCAAGGACAUCAACAUGAUAACCAUCGGCUCGGUUAUGGCCGAGGCAAUGGCUGUCACGUAUUGGGACGACCCGUUGACAUUCUACCGGAUGGCGAUCGAGAUGAUGAACCUUCACUUGUUCAAAGGCGGAUUCAUCCAAAUCUCGAUAGGUUGUUCUCACCUUGCUAUGGUCUCCUUUAGCCGUUUCCGGGACCUGGAGUUGGCCGUGAAGCUCUCCGAUUAUGCACUUGUUCUCCUCGAGCGCUGCCCCGAACCAUGGACCCAAAGCCGAGGCUCAAUUGUUCACAAUCUUUACGUGAGUCAUCUGCGCGUGCCGCUAUCAUCGACCCUUCCGGCGCUUGAGGACUCUGUAGAGACCUCCCUAUCCAUGGGCGAUCCGUACAUCACGUUGAUCAGCCUCUCGUCAAUGGCGAUGACGAGGCUGUUCCUAGGACAUGAUAUGACUCAGCUGGAGAGCUUUUGCAAUGAUAGCCCCGAAGAUCUUCCAGACUGGACGAAUGAUACCCGUGGAGGUGCGAGCCUUCUUGCUGUCCGACAAGUCGCGCGUGCCCUGCAAGGCAAAACGUUCCAUCACGACCCCAAUACGAUUAUGAGCGACGAGCAGCACUGCUCCCACGAGUACAUCGCUUUCUUAGAAAACAAUGCCAGCAAUGCUGAUCGACCUCGCGACAUUUACUGGGGACUGGCCAUGAUACCUUUGUUUGUGUACGGACACCACGCCAAAACGAUCGAGCUGGGCAUCCAGAUGAUGGAAACGAUGCCCAGGCUCUGGUCUGCUCGAGUUUCUUACGUUGUCUACUUUUACCUCACGCUUGCUCUUCUCACCCUUCACCACGAGUUCCCCGCUGGUGGGUAUCUAGAUGGCAGUCUCAAGACGGUUCUGAAGUAUAAAGCGGAGGUCGAUUUCGCUCGCAGUGCUUGUGAUGCGAACUAUGGGAUGUGGUCAUUGAUUUUAGAAGCGUUGAUUUCUGAACUCCGGAAUGACCAUACUUCGGCUAUUCAAGCUUUCGAGGCGGCGAUCGAUCAUUGCCAGAUCCACGGCUGGCCUAUGGAAGAGGCUCUCGCGCUUGAAUUGCACGGGGAAUUCUUAAUUCGCCGCGGUGCCAAACGAGCAGCGCGUUCGGUGAUGCAGGAUGCCAUUGGUGCAUGGGCUGCAAUAAGUGCCGCAGGCAAGGCGGCUCAGCUCACCGAAAAACACGAAUGGCUCUUAAAAACAGCGACGUCAUCUAGAAACGCUGACGCAGCUUGUCAAACCGUCGACUCGCUCCUUGCAAUCGAUCACAGCACAGCUCCGGAACACAUGGGUGUAGGCCAGAAUAUGGACGAGGAUGACCGGAAACAUCGCUGGAUAGAGCAAAAUGGGGUCACUACCGGCGAAAGAUCCCUUGAUAUUUCCGGCGUUGGACUCGAUAUUAUCGACUUGUCAAGCAUCCUUGAGUCCAGCCAAGUGAUGUCUUCUGAACUCCAGAUCGAAAAGCUUCUGGCUAAGAUGGUCGAAAUCGUGUUGGAAUCGUGCAACGGGUCUGAUUUUGCGGUGAUCGCAACGAAUUUCGACGGCAACUUUACCGUUGCCGCAGCGGGCGACCUUGAAAAGGGCCAGAGGUCUUUUGUUGAUGGCCUUCCCUUCUCAGAGGUCGAAGACAAAAUGGCCCAGCAGAUCUCUCACUACGUCAUGCGCACCCGGGAAGAGGUCCUCGUUCAUAACGUUCUCGAAGACGAGCGUUUCUCCAACGUGACUGAGGCCUACCAGAGUCGGUACCCGCUCGGCCGGUCCGUGAUCGCGUUGCCCAUAAUGCAGGCGGAGAAUCUUCUUGGGGUGAUCCAUAUCGAAGGGAAACCCAAUUCCUUUACACAGCGGAAUCUCGUCGUUCUCCACUUGCUGUGCAACCAGAUUGGGAUUUCCUUGUCUAAUGCGUUGCUUUUCCGGGAGAUUCGCAAGGUUGGCGCUACCAACGCAUCGAUGGUCGAAUCUCAGAAGCGCGCUUUGGCACAAGCUCGCGAGGCGGAGCAAAAGGCGAAGGUGGCGGAAGCAGAAGCCAAGCACAACGUGAAGCUGAAAGAAGAUGCCGCAAAGGCAAAGUCUAUAUUCCUGGCCAACAUCUCACACGACCUGCGCACGCCAAUGAACGGUGUGAUCGGGUUGUCCGAGUUACUCAAGGGAACCCGGUUAGACAAGGAGCAAGAUGAAUAUGUCGAGUCGAUCCGCGUCUGUGCUGAUACGCUGCUUACGCUUAUCAACGAUAUAUUGGACUUCUCGAAGUUGGAGGCUGGCAAAAUGAAGAUCUCCACGGUGCCUCUUAAUAUUAAGGAGACGAUCGCCGAGGUUGUACGUGCUCUGCGCUAUACGCACCGAGACCGAGGGCUAGAGACUAUAGAGGAUUUGGACAAGGUACCGCCAGAUCUUGUCGUCCUUGGCGAUCCUGUGCGCUUGCACCAGAUCUUCAUGAAUCUUCUCAGCAACAGCUACAAGUUCACGCCGAAGGGGUCUGUCACUGUGAAGGCUAAGAUUUCCCGAGAAGGCAAAGGCCGCGUCCGAUUGGAGUGCUCGGUGUCUGAUACGGGCAUCGGUAUUCCCGAGGAGCAGAAGGCUCGACUUUUCCGGCCGUUCUCCCAGGCGGAUAGUUCAACUGCUCGGUCCUAUGGCGGCAGCGGUCUUGGUCUCAGUAUCUGCAAGGCAAUCAUUGAGGAUGUUCUGGGUGGCGCAAUCUGGCUCGAUUCCACCCUCGGCAAUGGCACUACCGUGACCUUCCAUCUAUCUUUCAACAAGGCCAAGGAUCCCGCAAAGUCCCUAUGGUCUAAGCACUUGAAACAGGUUGAAGCGAAGGCCUCACCCACACCCACCGCCCGCGAUCUCACCCAGGUUCCCCGUGAUCAAAUCCGGAUAUGCAUCGCCGAAGACAACCCCAUCAACCAGAAGAUCGCCGUCAAGUUCGUCAACGGGCUGAAUCUACAGUGCGAAGCCGUCAGCGACGGUCGCCAAGCAGUCGAAGCACUGCGAGCACGCUCGCGCGAAGGACGCCCAUUCCACGUGGUCCUCAUGGACGUCCAAAUGCCAACGCUCGACGGCUACAACGCGACGCGUGAAAUCCGCAGAGACCCCGACCCCAACGUCAACGAGGUGCUCGUCAUCGCCAUGACAGCAAGCGCGAUCGAAGGCGACCGCGAAAAGUGUCUCGACGCAGGAAUGAACAACUAUCUUCCCAAACCUGUCCGAUCAACGGUGCUCUGCGAGAUGCUCGACCAGUACCUUGCGCCGGUCCCGACGUAUACGCGAACGCGGCUGUCGAUCCGCGCGAGAGAAAGUAUUAGCCAUGAGGCGGGCACGCCGAAUAGUGUUUCGUCGUCAGGUUCUGAUGCACAGGUUCUUGGGCUGACGCCGGAAGAAGAGAAGCCGCCGCCGUCGCCUCCGAAGCAAGCAGAGACUAGUUGACUUAAAGGCCUUUUUUUCUCAAUUUUCUAGCCAGGAGAUUGAAAAAGGAGAAAUAGUUGAUUCUCUCGCACAAUGCACUAAUCCUGCGUGCGGACCCCAAUCCCCGCCAGCCAAGUAGGCCGAGGAGUGCUUCGCCCUUCUCCUCUGCCUUCUCCUCUGCCUUCCCCUUCUUUGUCCUUAAUAUAAUCCCCAUCCCACACCAAUUGGCGUCUAUAGGUUCAACGGCGUAAGGUCCGGAUUUCCCAUGUUUAAACCUAUUUUUGUUUACACUUGACGAUGAUGAAGGAUAUGAUUGACGAGUGAUAGCGAUCAUGUCUAAACUUACAACAAGACGCCGAUCGAAGAAGAAGAUUUCCUUUCCUGUUUUCCCCGUUCUUAUCUUUUUUAUCGGGUUUUCCAAAUACCUUUCCUGAUUAAGAUGUUCUAUUACUUCUUGUUCAGACGUUAGGCUCUCUUACAAACAGCGAUUAAUUUAUCUCAAAGAUUUUGCCUUUGCUGCAAAUGCCCGUCUACUUUCUUAUCUGGUACUUCUACUUGGUUCUUUUUUUGUUACUUCUGUCUUUGUGUUUGGUCUACGGUGCUUUUCUUGCAUUCGGGGUUACUAUGUUCUGAUUGGAAACAGCUAUCUUCUGUUCUGUAAAUAGUAUAUAAUUGGCUACGACUGGGCGUUAUGUAUGAAUCAAGCUUCACUGAAA
This is a messenger RNA of Aspergillus candidus, 8110 nucleotides long. RefSeq names its product putative sensor histidine kinase/response regulator. Gene Ontology annotation, molecular function: ATP binding; phosphorelay sensor kinase activity; protein binding. Gene Ontology annotation, biological process: phosphorelay signal transduction system; protein autophosphorylation. Lineage: Eukaryota; Fungi; Ascomycota; Eurotiomycetes; Eurotiales; Aspergillaceae. The record is from RefSeq and is a predicted model, not a curated record. The annotation marks the transcript as partial. The transcript is spliced from 5 exons.